Molecule: messenger RNA, 2593 nt
Organism: Hippopotamus amphibius kiboko
Lineage: Eukaryota; Metazoa; Chordata; Mammalia; Artiodactyla; Hippopotamidae
Gene: DNALI1
Product: dynein axonemal light intermediate chain 1
Exons: 6
Coding region: 56-832 (258 amino acids)
Cellular component (GO): filopodium; axoneme
Molecular function (GO): dynein heavy chain binding
Source: RefSeq, a predicted model, not a curated record
GCAAACAAGGCCCUGACUGGAGGACCGGUGCUGGGCUUCUACUCACGCUGCCGCCAUGAUUCCCCCCGCGGACUCUCUGCUCAAGUAUGACACCCCGGUGUUGGUGAGCCGGAACACGGAGAAACGGAGCCCCAAAGCUCGGCCACUGAAAGUCAGCCCCCAGCAGCCUGGACCCUCAGGUCCCAUCCCACAGCCACCAAAGACCAAGCUCCCCUCAACUUCCUGUGUCCCAGAUCCUACAAAGCAGGCAGAAGAAAUCUUGAAUGCCAUCCUGCCCCCAAGGGAGUGGGUGGAGGACACGCAGCUAUGGAUCCAGCAGGUGUCCAGCACCCCCAGCACCAGGAUGGACGUGGUGCACCUCCAGGAGCAGCUGGACCUGAAGCUGCAGCAGCGGCAGGCCCGAGAGACUGGCAUCUGUCCAGUGCGCCGGGAGCUGUACUCACAGUGUUUUGAUGAGCUGAUCCGCGAGGUCACCAUCAACUGUGCGGAGCGGGGGCUGCUGCUGCUGCGCGUCCGGGACGAGAUCCGCAUGACCAUCGCCGCCUACCAGACCCUGUACGAAAGCAGCGUGGCAUUCGGCAUGCGGAAGGCGCUGCAGGCCGAGCAGGGCAAGUCAGACAUGGAGAAGAAAAUUGCAGAAUUAGAAACGGAAAAGAGAGAUUUGGAGAGGCAAGUGAACGAGCAGAAAGCAAAAUGUGAGGCUGUCGAGAAGCGGGAGAGUGAGAGGAGACAGGUGGAGGAGAAGAAGCACAAUGAGGAGAUUCAGUUCCUGAAGCGGACAAAUCAGCAGCUGAAGGCCCAACUGGAAGGCAUUAUUGCACCAAAGAAGUGAUAACUUCCACAUGGGUCUCAGCAAGCACUACUGUCCCACCAUAAGCCCUUUGUAAUAAAAGAGCUAGUUUUGUGAGUGAAGAAGCUGUAGCCCUCCCCUGAUCUCCACCUACGUAUUUGUCAGAAGUCACACAACCAGUGUUGAGCGACAUCUAAGGUCUGGCAGCCAGGCUCUGGGCUGGACAGUGGAAGGCGGGUGUAGCUCAGGUAGUCUCCACACGUGGCCUACCUCGGGAUUUGCCGACUCCAACAGUAAGACAGGUAGAAUUCACCCCUUUUGGCUGUAUCCCUCUCAGGUGCUUUCUUACUGUCACUCCAUACUAUCACUUACUCCUGGCUAAACGAAGCUGCUUCUCUGCCCCACGUUUCUGGUCCACAGUCUGUCUUGUCCCUUAACCCGGGUUCCUCUGACCCUAGUCUUGCCCUUAUUUGAUGUCCUUUCAUCAUCCCUACUCCAGUGCAGUUCUAGCACCUCAUUUUGGAGUUUUCACUUUAUAGUGUAUAAUCUUAUCCCUGCUUGCCAAGUCACUGGACCCCUUCCUCCUUAGUUUCAGACUGCCUGGGUGAGGAGGCAAUGGCAGGGAGUCAAACCCGUGGCUUUUGAGAAAGUAAACAUGUGCUGUUAAGAAAUACAGGUCAUGGUGUCCACUGUGAGCUGCUUGGACCUCAGCUCCUUCCCAACCACUGCUGUGAUUUAGUUCACUUUCCUCUGCAGAUAAUCAAACCCCAACCCUACAACCCUCUGACUAGCCCAAACCUCACAAGCAGUUCUAAUUAUUAAUGACCAGGCCAUGGCCUGUAGACAACUGCAUUUUACUAUUCCUCAUAAGCUAGACUCAGAGUUUGGAGGCUCAGGACUCUUCUGGUUUCAUAGACCCAGGAGACUAAGUUAGCGACAUCAAUCUUUGAUUCAGGACAGACCAGCAAGCUGAGUUCCAUCACUCAGUAAAACUUCACAAGUAGCACAACUAAGAAAGCACUAACAUCCUCCCCCUUGAUGGGAAGGCCUCAGGUGGUCAGUGUUCCCCUGAAGAGGUGCUCGGACCUGACACCCGUCCUGACUAGUGCUUCCAGGCUCACUGGAAAAACUGCAGACCAACAAGAAGAGGUGUGUUCCACUGAGUCAAACAAGCCCCAUAGGCUCUAAUCUCAAAUCUGAAGCUACAACUUCUACCUGUAUCCAGGUGUCCUGAGGAAGUAACCCCAAGAUUCCACUAAAAUGGCCUGGGUCCUGUCAUUUUCAUGGGAAAGAACUGUGGUCACCGAGAUGUGCUAGUCGUACGACUCCUUGACAGUAAAGCACUCAUGUCCUAAUUGGGUUCCCCUAACAGACUCAGUGAGGGACAACACAAGUUGCUGUGACUUUCUCUUCAUAUUUUAAAACCUGGGCUCUGUACACGAUAUCCCUAAAAUUUUCUUCUUUUUACAGUUCUAUUCCAAAGAGCUUCUGUUCAAAACUGCUCAUUGCCAGUACACAAGAAAUACCACACUCCGCAUUUUCUAGACCUCAGCCCUGUUUCUAUCAGACAUGAUGACAGGGUUAUACUCUUGAGGAACUCAGAGGGCUAAUUCAAGUGUCAGAAGUUCCAGUGGACCCGAUCACUGAGAUUCUUGAGGGUUGGGGCUUAUCUUUAUUUUCACUAGUGCUGGUGAACAGUUUCAACUGUCAAACCUCUGUCAAGAACAGAUGCACCAUGGCCUUCGAAAUGCCAACUGCGCAUGAAGAAAAUGAACACAGUUUCUAAUCGCAUAUCUUUGUACA